Oikopleura dioica is the source of this 723-nucleotide messenger RNA. NCBI's taxonomy places the organism in Eukaryota, Metazoa, Chordata, Appendicularia, Copelata, Oikopleuridae. The record is from the annotation of a GenBank genome assembly.
AUGGAAGUACAAAGUCAGAGAAAAGAACAAGAUGUCAAGCAAGAAAACGAAGUGGUACAACACCCCCGGGAUAAAAUCAAAGCUUCAAGAAAAACUUACAAAGUAAUGUAUGAGAAACUCCUUGAUCAGCUGCUUAGGACACAACCAGGAAGAUUCCACUCACACUGCAACGGUCUACUUUGGGCUAUCGGUAACAAUGAAGACGGAGCUCCAAAGUACAGUGCAAAUCGGCUCAAGUCAAUCAUGGAAAAAUCACCAGACGUGGAUUACGACCAUAAUCUCCGAAAAGAAAUUGAAGCUGGUGCUGAACGGAACAAUAGUGAAGAUUUUGUUAUUGACCACACUCUCUUUGAUUAUUAUGCUAGGUAUGAGGACAGCGACUUCAACGUGCUCUACAUCAGACGAACCGCCAAGGGAGGCGAACAACCAUUUCCCGAUUAUGACAAACGCGACAAUUCCGACGACUCAGACGACAAUUUCUUCGAAUCAGAUGACGACAUCAGUGAAGACAGUGACAGGACCGUAUCUGUGCGAAUCGGAGAGCCAGAUGAAAGUGAAUCAAGCUGCAGCUGUAUCAACUUAUUACUCGAGGGGAAUGACACCAACAGUGAGUACUCAGACGAGAGCACAGACGACGACAGCAGGGAUGGGUCAUAUGAUGAGAGACUUGCAAAGGAAGAGACAGAUGCGGAUGCAACGGCUAAAGCGACUAAAGGUGCUUGA